Molecule: messenger RNA, 2802 nt
Organism: Gadus morhua (Atlantic cod)
Lineage: Eukaryota; Metazoa; Chordata; Actinopteri; Gadiformes; Gadidae
Product: NLR family CARD domain-containing protein 3-like
Exons: 5
Molecular function (GO): protein binding
Source: RefSeq, a predicted model, not a curated record
CCUCUUUUGUUUUCUCUUUCAGGAUCUGAUGCUGUCGAGUGCCAACAUAAAAUAAAGUCUAAUUUGAAGAAGCAGUUCAGGGUUGUGUUUGAGGGAAUCGCGAAAGCAGGACAGCAAACAGAUCUGAAUGACUUCCUCACAGAGAUCUUCCUCACAGAGAGAGGCAGUGGAGAGGUCAACAAGGAACAUGAGGUCAGACUGAUUGAAACAGCUUCCAGGAAACCAGCCAUGGAGGAAACACCAAUCAGAUGUGAUGACAUCUUUAAACCCGUACCUGGAAGAGAUCAACCAAUCAGGACGAUGAUGACAACUGGGGUGGCCGGCAUUGGUAAAACCAUCUUAACAUGCAAGUUCACUCUGGACUGGGCUGAGGGAAAAGCCAACCAGGACAUACACUUCACAUUUCUCCUCACUUUCAGAGAGCUGAAUUUACUAAAAGGGAAAGAGUUUAGCUUGGUGGAACUUCUUCAUCACUUCUUUAUUGAGACCAAAGAAGCAGGAAUCUGCAGAUACGACCGGUUCCAAGUUCUCUUCAUCUUGGAUGGUCUGGAUGAGUGUCGACUUCUUUUGGACUUCCAGGAAAACCCGAUCUGGACUGAUGUCACAGAGUCCACCUCGGUGGAAGUGCUGCUGACAAACCUCAUCAGGGGCGACCUGCUUCCCUCUGCUCGCAUCUGGAUAACCACACGCCCUCUGGCAGCCAAUCAGAUCCCUGCUGAGUGUGUUGACAUGCUGACAGAGGUGAGAGGGUUCACCGACCCACAGAAGGAGGAGUACUUCAGGAAGAGAUUCGGAGAGUCUACGCUGGCCAGCACAAUCAUCUCCCACGUCAAAAAAUCACAAAGCCUCCACAUCAUGUGUCACAUCCCAGUCUUCUGUUGGAUCAUUGCAACAGUUCUGGAGGACUUCUCCAAAACAUCCCAGAAAGGAGAAGAGAUGCCCAAGACAGUUACUCAGAUGUACAGCCACUUCCUGAGGGUUCAGUCCAUACAGGGGGACAGGAAGUAUCCUGGGAGAGCUAAAACAGAUCCACACUGGAGUUCAGAGAGCAGGGAGAUCAUUGUUUCUCUGGGAAAACUGGCUUUUAACCAGCUGGAUAGUGGCAACCUGAUCUUCUACGAGUCAGACCUGGCAGAGUGUGACAUUGAUAUCAGAUCAGCUUCAGUGUACUCAGGAGUGUUCACCCAGAUCUUUAAAGAGGAGUGUGGGCUGUACCAGGACAAGGUGUUCUGCUUUGUCCAUCUGAGCGUCCAGGAGUUUUUGGCUGCCGUUUAUGUGUUUCUGUCCUUCAACGACAAUGGGGUCAAUCUGCUCUCAGAAGAACAACCAACCUCUUGUAAAGAUGAACUCCUCCUCUACCAGAGUGCUGUGGACAAAGCAUUACAGAGUGAGAAUGGAGACCUGGACUUGUUCCUCCGCUUCCUCCUUGGCCUCUCUCUGGAGACCAAUCGGAAUCUCUUACGAGGUCUGCUGGGAGAAAAAUAUAGAAGAAAGACCACUGGGUCUAAACCAUAUCUGCGGAGACAGAGAAGAAGGCGGUCGCAGACCAAUCAGAAAACAGUGUCAUUCAUCAAGGAGAAGAUAGAUGGAGAUUUCUCUCCAGAGAGAACCAUCAAUCUGUUCCACUGUCUGAAUGAGCUGAACGACCGUUCUCUAGUGGAGCAGAUCCAACGGUCACUGACAUCAGGAAGUCUGUUCAAAACACAUGUCUCUCCUGCUCAGUGGUCAGCUCUGGUCCUCAUCUUACUGUCAUCAGAAGGGGAGCUGGACGUGUUUGACCUGAAGAAAUACUCAGCUUCAGAGGAGGGUCUUUUGGGGCUGCUGCCAUUGGUCAAAGCCUCCAAAACAUCCCUGCUCAAUGGCUGUCAUCUGUCAGAGAGAUGCUGUGAAGCUCUGGCCUCAGUUCUCAGCUCCAACUCCUCUAGUCUGAGAGAGCUGGACCUGAGCAACAAUGAUCUGCAGGAUUCAGGAGUGAAGCUGCUCUCUGCUGGACUGGGGAGUCCACACUGUACACUGGAAACUCUCAGCUUGUCUGGCUGCCUGGUCACACAGGAAGGCUGUAUAUCUCUGAUCUCAGCUCUGAGCUCCAACCCCUCCCAUCUGGUAGAGCUUGACCUGAGCUACAAUCACCCAGGAGACUCUGGAGUUGAGCUGCUCUCUGGUUUACUGAAGAAUCCACACUGGAGACUGGGCACUCUCAGUGUGGAGCACGGUGGAGUGUGGAGGCUGAAACCAGUUCCACAGAGAUAUGCCUGUGACCUCACCCUGGACCCCAACACGGCCUACAGACACCUCUCUCUGUCUGAGGACAACAGGAAGGUGACGGGGGUUGAAGAGGACCAGUCGUAUCCGGAUCACCCAGAGAGAUUUGACUCCUGGCCCCAGGUGUUGGGUAGAGAGGCUCUGACUGGCCGCUGUUACUGGGAGGUGGAGUGGGAAGGAGAGGUUGGUAUAGGAGUGACAUACAGAGGAAUCACAAGGAAAGGAAUGGGUGAUGACAGCUGGUUUGGACGGAACAACAAGUCCUGGGUUCUUGUUUGUUCUGAUGGUGGUUACUCUGCCUGGUACAACGGUACACAGACAGUCCUCCCCCCCCCCGCCGCUGGCUCCACCAGAGUAGGAGUGUAUCUGGACCGGCCUGCUGGCUCUCUGUCCUUCUACAGAGUGUCCCCAGGUGGAGGAGGGUCCUCAGACACACUGACACACCUCCACACCUUCUGCUCCUCCUUCACCCAGGAGGACCUCCUCCCGGGGGUCUGGUUUUGGGGGUGGGGGUCCUCAGUGUCUCUGUGUCGGUUGUAG